GCUCGUGAAGUCAUCAGUAUUGUUGUUCCUCAUCCUGGUGUGCAUGAAUGUGUCCAGUAUUGGAGAGUUGUGGGAUAGUUUGGCAUUAGGCUGACCUCAUGUUUUCAGUCCAGUACAGUGAUAAGACAUUUGUUCCGUCCAUGUCGAGACAUUGGACCUGCUAAAUGUAUUUCCCGGGAGGCGUCUUGCUUGUGUUUUCACGUUACAACGGGAAGCUAGCAGCUAGCUUCAGCUGCUAAAUAACAGCUGAGGCAGACUCGCACAGGAUACUGUCAUCUGCAAGCAAAACGGAGUAGUUAAACUUUGUUAUUUAUAUAAUUCUCUGGAGUAAAGUUGUCUUGACAAAGGUCUAUGAUGGGCAUGAGCAAUCGAAUAGAGUGCAUAUUUUUCAGUGAGUUUCACCCCACUCUGGGUCCAAAGAUAACAUAUCAGGUCCCAGAGGAAUACAUUUCGCGGGAGCUCUUUGACACAGUUCAGGUUUAUAUCAUCACCAAGCCAGAACUGCAAAAUAAAUUAAUAACAGUCACUGCCAUGGGAAAAAAGUUAAUCGGGUGUCCUGUGUGCAUCGAACAUAAAAAGUACAGCCGAAAUGCCCUCCUGUUUAACCUGGGCCUCGUUUGUGAUGCCCAGACCAACACUUGUGCCCUCGAGCCGAUUGUCAAGAAGUUGUCUGGGUAUCUCACAACUCUGGAGCUGGAGAGUGGCUUUAUAUCCAAUGAGGAGAGCAAGCAGAAACUGUUACCCAUUAUGUCAACCUUGUUGGAAGAACUUAAUGCCACAGGAGCCUGCACGUUACCAAUUGAUGAGUCUAAUACCAUUCAUCUAAAGCUGAUCCAGCUGCGAAAGGACCCUCCAAUUGUGCAGGAGUAUGAUGUUCCUGUCUUCACCCAGUGCAAAGACCAUUUUAUCAAAUCGCAGUGGGAUCUUACCACUCAACAGAUCCUGCCCUAUAUCGAUGGAUUUAGACACAUCCAGAAGAUCUCUGCUGAAGCGGAUGUAGAGCUGAAUCUUGUUCGCAUUGCUGUGCAGAACCUCCUUUACUAUGGUGUGGUGACCUUGGUGUCCAUUUUUCAGUACUCUAACGUGUAUUGCACCACACCCAAAGUCCAGAGCCUCAUCGAUGACAAGUCCGUUCAGGAGGAGUGCCUCAGCUACGUCACCAAGCAGGGUCAGAAGCGUGCCAGUCUGAGGGACGUGUUCCAGCUGUACUGCGGCCUGAGUCCAGGAACCACAGUCAGAGACCUUUGUUCUCGUUACUCACAGCAGCUUCAAAGGGUUGAUGAGAGGAGACUGAUCCAGUUUGGACUGAUGAAGUCCCUUAUUCGACGACUGCAGAAAUAUCCGGUGAAGGUGAUCCGCGAUGAGAGGAGCAGGCCGCCUCGACUCUAUACUGGUUGUCACAGUUAUGAUGAGAUCUGCUGCAAAACAGGGAUCAGUUACCAGGAGCUGGACGAACGUCUGGAAAACGAUCCCAACAUCGUGGUGUGCUGGAAGUGACACGAGCUGAAAACAGAGCAGCAGCCAUCAGACUGAGAGACACAGAGAUGCCUUAACCACAGAUGCCUUCUUUGAGAGGAGCAACAGUGAAAAUUGUUGAAGUAGUAUUUUGUAUUUUUUAUGUGAGAUUAGUGUGUUGUUUUU
Molecule: messenger RNA, 1641 nt
Organism: Scatophagus argus
Lineage: Eukaryota; Metazoa; Chordata; Actinopteri; Scatophagidae
Gene: nprl2
Product: NPR2 like, GATOR1 complex subunit
Exons: 11
Coding region: 352-1497 (381 amino acids)
Biological process (GO): positive regulation of autophagy; cellular response to amino acid starvation; negative regulation of TORC1 signaling
Cellular component (GO): GATOR1 complex; vacuolar membrane
Molecular function (GO): GTPase activator activity
Source: RefSeq, a predicted model, not a curated record